This is a messenger RNA of Etheostoma spectabile (orangethroat darter), 1553 nucleotides long. RefSeq lists its product as uncharacterized. Lineage: Eukaryota; Metazoa; Chordata; Actinopteri; Perciformes; Percidae. The coding region runs from base 343 to 1422 and encodes 359 amino acids. Gene Ontology annotation, biological process: response to bacterium. The record is from RefSeq and is a predicted model, not a curated record. The transcript has 5 exons.
UUGAAUAACUUGAAAAUUGUUCCCUCCAAUGUUGUAUGCCUAUGUUUAUGUGGCAAGUAGUUACCAAUCAGCAAUGAUAAGCAGUUACAACAGUUAGUAUUUUGCCCACAUGCAGUAAAUAGGUCACAAUAUCUUUAAAUGCUAGCAAACAUAGGCCUCAUUGUACGGACACCCUAGGAGAUUUAUGUUUCAUUGAUCAAGGUCAGGUUCAAGCAUCAUGUUGUCGUUACUGUUGUUGUGGAUGAGAACACCGGUGCCAAUGUGGGGGCCACUGAACGUGUGUUCACUUUUUCCAAAUCUGAUUGGCCAAUCAGACGCAGCCUUCUCUGUGAAGAGUGGAGAAUGUACAGAGUUCAAAUCAUUCCGCACAGCAUUUCAAGCACGAUGACACCUCCGAACUUUGCUUUGUAUUUCACAUGUCUGUUUGUGGCGAAUCUGGCUCACAUGACAACUCUAAAACAGUCUUCAUUACGUUUUCAGUCAGCUAAGGUUGGGGAACGGGUGACUUUGACUUGUGUCUGUGACAGGGAUAUAGCAAUAUCGAUGUUUUACUGGUAUAAGCAAACUCUGGGACAGAAACCAAAGCUGAUGUCUUCGUUCUAUAGGCAUAGUGGUUACGGAACCUUUCAAGAUGAAUUCAACAACCACUCACGGUUCUCCCAGGGAAAAAUAAAUGAUACAUUUUUCUUGAAGAUUUUAGAUCUGCAAAUUUCAGACUCAGCAAGUUACUACUGCGUAGGGAGCAACUUAUAUGACUUUGAAUUUUAUGAGGGCACUACAGUCAGUGUAGAAGGUUCAGGUUGGAAGGUCCCAGCUACGGUCCACCAGUCAGCGUCUGAGAGCAUCCAGCCAGGAGGCUCUGUGACUCUCAACUGUACAGUACACACCGAGACCUGUGAUGGAGAACACAGUGUUUACUGGUUCAAGAAGUCAGAAGAAUCUCAGCCAGGACUCAUUUACACCCACGGAGACAGGACUGAUCAGUGUGAGAGGAAACCCAACACACAAACACACACCUGUGUCUACAACCUGCCGAUGAAGAGUCUGAAUCUUUCUCAUGCUGGGACCUACUACUGUGCUGUAGCCUCAUGUGGACACAUUCUGUUUGGAAACGGGACAAAGCUGGACUUGGAGGAUAAGGGAGACUCUCCUGUCUGGAUUUAUUUCUUGAGUGCAGCUUUAGCAUUCACCACGUUCCUGAGUGUUUUACUGGCUUUCUUAGUGUACCAGGUGAACAAAAGAAGCUGCCAAGGUACAGAGUGUAAUGUAACAUUUUCAGCAACUUCUACUCCGAAUAUAGCGUUAUGCCAAGACGCAGACAACCUUCAUUACGCUGCUUUAAGGGAUGACAUGGGCAACAGAUCAAGAAGACAGAGGGACAGCACCAAUACUGAAUGUGUGUACUCGAGUGUAAAGCAGUAGAGCUGGACACGUGUACUGUGUGCCUGUACUUUGUUUCUGUGUAGAAAGACAUUUCACAAAAGGGUCAUUUGAAUUUUUCCAAAACAAGCUUAUGAUUCCAGCAAAUUCAAUAAAUACAAAGGCUUGACUUG